This is a messenger RNA of Lecanosticta acicola, 654 nucleotides long. The record is from the annotation of a GenBank genome assembly. NCBI's taxonomy places the organism in Eukaryota, Fungi, Ascomycota, Dothideomycetes, Mycosphaerellales, Mycosphaerellaceae.
AUGGUCCACGCAAAGCGCCUAGUUGCGCUACUACUCGCCACGACCGUCUCAGCGCAAGGACUUUUCGACAAGUCUGCUGGUGAUCUUCUCCUGACAGCAACAACAACAUCGUCAACAUCCUCUUGCGACAGGACCGUCUGCGCAGACUUCACCAAUGCCUGUGGCGUAGGUUACGGCACCUGCUAUGCCGCAUGCCCGGGCUACUCGACACCUACCAUAACACCGCCAGCCUGCAGCAAGGAAGCCCACCCUACCAUCACUGUCGCGCCCCAAAUCGCCUUCGCUGCCGACUCUCCGACCGGCUUCUCCGAGACAUCUGGGACUUGUGGGCAAUCCCUCUGCAUCGAUUACAUCAACACCUGCAACAUCAAAUAUGGCGGAUGCUUCCCAGUCUGCUCCAGCUACACGACUCCGACUUUCUUUGACCCAGGUUGUCCAAGCGUCCCGAUCGCUAGCAAGUCGUUUGUCACGGCGAUGACCAACAGUUGCGGACACAAAUGCGAUCUUUACGUUGACCAAUGCGGUCAGACGUUCGGUCCAGGCUGCUAUUCGACUUGUUCAGGUGUGGCACCGCCCAGCUACACGACGCCGUACUGCGAGACCAGUCUUGUUGUGCCAACCAGUGCGGAUAUGCCUUGGACCAGGGCUCUGUGA